CCCUGUCCGAUUCCUUUCCUAGAUGGUCCUAACCCCGGUUCUGCUAUAGUGGCUUCUGAAAUGCCAGUAUUCCUGUAUAUGUAGACCCUAUUCCUCCUACCAGGCUUUCGGACCACAGAGCCUCCCUUUGACUAUAUGUUAACGCCAGUAACACACGUCCCUACCUGUCAUUUCUCCUGUCAGAUCACAUUGGGUCUGGUAUGAUUAUCAGGAAGAUCAUCGUGAUCUAAGUUGUCUAUACCAACACCAUCCUGUUGUAUAUCGACAUCACUCACUGGGCUCCAGUCGGACCGUAACCAAUGGCAGCUGUUGUUGCACAUCAUCAGAGUGCAUUCUGGCCUCGACGAUCAGAGCAAAACAUGCAGCCGUUCAAUAUGGCCCAAUUUAUGCCUAGUUAUGGUCAGCCAACCAGGCAUAAUUCACUUCCUACGACAAAUAUCGGAUACCAGACUCGGUAUCAACAUCAGCACGAGAACCACCAUCACCAACAACAACAGCAGCAGCAGCAACAACAACAGCAGCAACAAGAGCAACAGCAACCUCAACAGCAACAACAACAACAUCAUCAUCAUCAUAGCCAGCCAGCGCCAGCGCCAACGCCUGUAUACAAUAAUGGACCAGUCGUGACGGCAGUUCCAUUCCAGUCUGGUACAUACGCCAUGGAGCACAAACCUGUUGUCACUGCCAUGCCCUUUCAGUCUGGUACAUUCGCAGUGGGCCCCAUUAGCAUGGCCAACUACAACGUACAACCGGGUUUCAAUCACAUGGGCCAGAUCAAUCAAGUCAACUACCAGCAUACCUUACCGCAUUCUCAACCCCAGCCACAGUCGCGAUUCGCGACUGCCACAGGAAUCAAUGUACCAAUCGUGAGAGAGGCCAAGAACGGUAUAUCGAUCUCCAGCCCUGUCGUCAAGUCAGAAGUCGGAUCGCCCACUCAACCAUCCCAGCUAUUUCAAAGUACAGAUCAACAAUUGGACAAAAAGGUCGAAAGCCACGCAGAAUUCAAUACAGAUGUGGAUACACUCAUGAAGGCCAUCCAACAAAAGUCCAAAGAUCCCAAGGAUGAGUCUUCCGUGUCUACUCCUAAGCCCGUCCCCAGCACGACCUCUGGUAGAAGGACCCUUAAGAAGCAGUAUGAAUGUACCGUCACCCGGAAUGGUAAGAAAUGCGGCAAACUUUUCACGCAAAAAACCCAUCUCGAAAUCCACAACCGCUCGCACACCAACGAACGGCCCUUCCCAUGCCACGCACCUGGUUGUGGAAAGUCUUUCUCACAACUGGGCAAUUUGCGCACGCACGAACGCCGGCACACAGGCGAACGUCCGUACCAGUGCGAUAUCUGCGGCAAGACCUUUGCGCAAAGGGGCAAUGUGCGCGCUCAUCAGGCGGUACAUGGGGGUGUGAAACCAUUCAUGUGCCGGCUGGACGACUGUGGGAAGACAUUCACGCAGCUUGGUAAUCUAAAGUCACAUCAAAAUAAAUUUCACUCCACCACAAUCCGUUAUUUGACAUCUAAGUUCAUGUCCACUUCGUCGUCCUCCAGCAUGACGCCUACUGAGAGGGACCUCUGGGACUAUUUUCAGAACUUGUACAAAAACUCCAACAAAGGCAUCAAAGGCCGCGGCAAGGAUCGGCGCAUAAACCCGUCAUCGACAUCUACAUCGGGACUAUGUUCAUCGCAACAGGGAUUGUCCACAUGGUCGUCAUCUUCAUCCACCGCCUCGUCCACGAACGAUAACAUCAUGGUAUCGAGCUCGAGCCAAUAUGGCAGUGAGAGAGCGAGUUCGCUAGGCUCAUCAGAGCAUGAAGGGGACACACAUGACCAUACUAGUAUCGCCACUGGCUACAACUUUGCAGCGCCGGUACCCAUGAACGGGGGUGUGGAUGUGAACGCUAGUGGGGGUUAUGUGGCAUACUCACAACAAGGAAAUGCUGGUUAUGGAGCUCCAGUAUACUCUGAGCGGAGCCCUUACUAGGUACAUGUGAAUAUGUGUGAAACGGACUAUACGAGUGUAAUGAUAUACAAUGGAGGGAUGACAUGGGGUGGCACGGCGUGGCGUCAAAAAAGCUUUUCUCAUAACAAAGCGCGAUAGGUAUGGAAAAAGCUUCGCAACAAAGGGUGGAUCUUUUGAGCGAUUCUUGGACUUUGUAUUUGGUCUAUUUUGGAAGUGUUCCGUUCUCAUGUUUAUGGUUCCUCGUGGAUUAUACAGACGGCCUUCUCGAUAUCCUCUUUUCGUCGUCUUGUACAUUCAUAGAUACUAUGUUAUCUCCCUUUCGAUACCCUUUUGCCACAGGCGAAUAUGAAAUUCCG
Messenger RNA from Pseudovirgaria hyperparasitica, 2311 nucleotides. RefSeq lists its product as uncharacterized. The record is from RefSeq and is a predicted model, not a curated record. NCBI's taxonomy places the organism in Eukaryota, Fungi, Ascomycota, Dothideomycetes, Acrospermales, Acrospermaceae. Bases 300 to 1976 code for a protein of 558 amino acids. Gene Ontology annotation, biological process: regulation of transcription by RNA polymerase II. The transcript has 3 exons. Gene Ontology annotation, molecular function: DNA-binding transcription factor activity, RNA polymerase II-specific; RNA polymerase II cis-regulatory region sequence-specific DNA binding. Gene Ontology annotation, cellular component: transcription regulator complex; PcG protein complex.